AUGCCUUUCAUCAGCUUCUUCGUGCAGCCAAUCUUCAGUUUCGUCGCCGAUCGCUUUCAUAAACACAAGUUCAUCCUCCUCUUCUGUACCUUCAUGUGUGGUGUCAGCUACCUGUGCCUCUUACUGGUACCAGCCAAACACAUCCCUCACACCAUCUCCAUUAAGACAAACGUUCAUUGUAAUACACAAGACUCGUACAUCCGGGACUGCUUACCGUUUCAGACUAACCAAUCAGGAGCCAGCAGAAUCGUGUUAAAUCGCGUAGAUCAUUGUCCGUUGACCUUUUACGAAUAUGCUUUGAUGUCAAGACAGAAUAAUAUGACGGGGAUCCAUUGCAAGGCGUCCUGUCUAUUUGCGGUCCCAGGUGCGUAUACUUCGCGGGUCUGCUUUACGACGGACAUCUUGAAAAAGAUCGGACACAUCCCGUGCCUCUAUCUGGCAUUAGCGGCUUACAGCAUUCGCUUUCUUUGUUAUUCAUUCCUCACAAAAAGUUGGUUUGUCUUGGCCAUUGAGCCGUUGCAUGGAUUAACCUUUGGUCUUAUGUAUGCCUCAGCUACGGGUCACGCAAAUAUUCUGGCCCCUGCUGGGCUGUCUGCUACAAUGCAAGGAAUUGUUGGUGGAAUACAUUUUGGAUUCGUUCCUCCCCGUUACAAUUCAAUUCCUCACCGUUACAAGUCACUUCCUCCACGUUACAAGUCAGUUUCCUUCCGGUUACAAAUCAGUUACUCCGUGUUACAAGUCACUUCCUCUGCGUUACAAGUCACUUCCUCCCUGUUAUGUCACUUCCUCCUCGUUACAAGUCAGAUCCUCGCCGUUACAAGUCACUUCCUUCCUGUUACAACUCAGUUCCUCUCCGUUACAAUUCAAUUCCUCCCCGUUACAAGUCAGUUCCUCCACGUUACAAGUCAGUUUCCUCCGCGUUACAAGUCACUUCCUCCCUGUUACAAGUCACUUCCUCCUCCUUACAAGUCACCCCCCUCGUUACAAGCCAGUUCUUCCCCGUUACAAGUCAGCUUCUGA
This is a messenger RNA of Acanthosepion pharaonis, 1020 nucleotides long. The record is from the annotation of a GenBank genome assembly. NCBI's taxonomy places the organism in Eukaryota, Metazoa, Mollusca, Cephalopoda, Sepiida, Sepiidae.